Sodiomyces alkalinus F11 is the source of this 1995-nucleotide messenger RNA. Its product is annotated as NupC family nucleoside transporter. Gene Ontology annotation, molecular function: nucleoside transmembrane transporter activity; symporter activity. The coding region runs from base 1 to 1995 and encodes 664 amino acids. NCBI's taxonomy places the organism in Eukaryota, Fungi, Ascomycota, Sordariomycetes, Glomerellales, Plectosphaerellaceae. The record is from RefSeq and is a predicted model, not a curated record. The transcript is spliced from 2 exons. Gene Ontology annotation, biological process: nucleoside transmembrane transport. Gene Ontology annotation, cellular component: membrane.
AUGGCAUCACCCGUCCCGGCCGACAAGGAGGUCGGAAGCUCCCCCCCUCCUCGAACACCCGAGCGGCCCGUUUCACCACUCGGUUUGCGCCGCAACUCGGACCCGGUUCUUGACCCGGCGAACCAGCACCUUCACCCGCACCGGCAUCAUGCGCCUGGCGUGGGCGACGACAACAUUGUCUAUGCCAAGGGAGGCAACAGCCCGAUGAUCGUACCCGAGCAAAGUUCGCUGCAUCGCCACGACCACGACCACCACCACCAUCACGCUUCGCGAGUGAGCAGCGAGAACGACGUCGAGAAGCAGAAAUUCGGCACUGGACCCCCGGACUACGUCGAUGGCGGCGAAAAGGUUGGCGUCGUUGCCCGCGGCGACGAGGAGGCGUCCUCGGAGGGGCAGUUGCAGCCAGAGCCGAAAUGGAAGCGCCUCUUGCGCCGCCACCGCCGUCCAAUGACCCACCUCGCCGUCUUGGUGGUCAUGACCGGGUGGUGGAUCGCCUCGCUCGUCCUGUACGCUGGUAGAAGGAACUGGGUCAUCCCGUUCCUCGUCUGGCUCACCAUCGUGCUUCGACUCGUCUUCUUCUACGUCCGCAGUUCUCGCGUCUCUGGGCCCAUCAAGUGGGUAUGGCAGCGCACGGCCGUCGUGGUCUACGACCGCCUGCCUCCCAAGUCGCGCACCCCUCUGGGCGCCGCCGUCGUCAUUGCUGUCAUGAUCGUGGGGUCGUUCGCCUCGGAGGAGUUCGCCGACAACACGCGCGAGAACCGCGCCGUGUCGCUCUUCGGCCUUGCCUUCACCAUCUUCAUCUUUUGGCUCACCUCGCGUAAUCGGCGCAUGGUCAACUGGCGGCCCGUCAUCGGCGGCAUGCUGUGCCAGUAUAUCAUCGCGCUCUUCGUGCUUCGUACCGGCGUCGGCUACGACAUCUUCCGCUUCAUCGCCGACCGCGCCGGCGACCUCCUCGGCUUUGCCGGAGACGGCACCCGAUUCCUCCUCAGCAACACGUUCACCGAUGCCGCGUACGGACAGGGCGUCUUCAUCGUCCUCGUCAUCCCGCCCAUCAUCUUCUUCGUCGCCAUCGUCCAGGUCCUCUACUACAUCGGCUUCCUACAGUGGUUCAUCGGCAAGUUCGCCACCUUCAUCUUCUGGCUCCUCCAGGUGUCCGGCGCCGAGGCCGUCGUCGCUGCCGCCACGCCGUUCAUCGGCCAGGGCGAGUCGGCCCUGCUCGUUCGCCCGUUCGUCCCGCACAUGACCCGCGCCGAGCUGCAUCAGGUUAUGACCUGCGGUUUCGCCACCAUCUCGGGCUCCGUACUGGUCGCCUACAUCAACCUCGGCCUGAACGCCCAGGCCAUGGUCUCGUCGUGCGUCAUGUCCAUCCCGGCAUCGCUGGCCAUCUCGAAGCUCCGCUAUCCCGAGACCGAGGAGACCCUGACGGCCGGUCGCGUCGUCCUGCCGGAUGACGAGGAGCACAGGGCCCAAAACGCCAUCCACGCCUUUGCUAACGGUGCCUGGCUCGGAAUCAAGAUCGCCGGCAGCAUCAUCGCCUCCCUGCUCUGUAUCCUCGCCUUUGUCGGUCUCGUUGACGGCCUCCUCACCUGGUGGGGCAGCUACCUCACCAUCAACGGACUCACCCUGAACCUCAUCUUCGGAUACAUCUUCUACCCUGUCGCCUUCCUGUUGGGCGUUCCUCGCAAUGAGGAUCUCCUGCGCGUCUCUCGUCUGAUCAGCGAGAAGGUCAUUAUUAAUGAAUACGCUGCCUUCACUAUGAUGAGCGAGGCCCCUUAUAACCAAAUGUCGCCGCGGUCCGAGAUGAUUGCGACCUACGCCCUCUGCGGCUUCGGCAACAUUGGUUCCCUCGGUAUUCAGAUCGGUAUCCUGUCCCAGCUGGCGCCCAGCCGCAGCGGCGACGUUGCGCAGCUGGCCGUCAGCGCCCUCAUUUCGGGUGUCGUCUCCACCUUGACCUCCGCUGCUGUUGCCGGCCUCGUCAUCCAGAACGAGGUCUAA